Messenger RNA from Mycena citricolor, 513 nucleotides. The record is from the annotation of a GenBank genome assembly. Lineage: Eukaryota; Fungi; Basidiomycota; Agaricomycetes; Agaricales; Mycenaceae.
GACACCCGAUGCGAUGACGGCAACAUCAACCAACAUCUACCCCAGUUGAGAACAGCAACCUGUGACAGUGGCGCUGGAAUCGCGCUAUCAGAAGUCACAACCUUGGACUAUAGAAGUCCCAAAGUCGGCUCCGCGCAGCCACUGCGACCUUCGAAACGACUCAUGAAUCGGAGCCAUUAUACGUUCGUGGCAGUGUGGAAUACUUUCUUCUUGACUUCUUCUCACAAUCUGCUCCCGCGAAUUGCUUAUCAGCAUGUUUCUAAGUUCCUAUGUAAUUUCAGUCCGUCAGGAGCGGAGCGCUACGUCCUGUGUGACUUCAUGGCUGCGCAUCCGAUUGAUCUCAUCGUAUGAAAGAAAGAGACCGCUAGACAAAGUUACCGGACAGAGGAGCGACCCAAGGGUAUCUUGCACAGUCCAUCGAGUACGCACUGAAUCGAACUUGACCAUCACUUCGAGAAGGAGAAUAAGAAAUGGUCGGAAGUAGACAUAGCUUCCGUUGUGAUUAGAACGCCG